This is a messenger RNA of Closterium sp. Naga37s-1, 1110 nucleotides long. The record is from the annotation of a GenBank genome assembly. NCBI's taxonomy places the organism in Eukaryota, Viridiplantae, Streptophyta, Zygnematophyceae, Desmidiales, Closteriaceae.
AUGGCGGCAUUUCCACCGCAAAAUCCGCCGGGGCCUCCGCAACCGGCCGUGCCGUCAUUAGAUCUCACGGGCCUAUGUUUUCGCGACCAAAUAUUUCUAAAUUUCGUUGGCGGAUGCCUCGUGCCGGGUAACGUGUUUGACUAUUUCGCUAACUCGCCGUUCUACGAUCGCACGUGCAACAAUGAGCAGCUGAGGAUGCAGGGCAUUCAUCCUCUUGACACAGCGCGCCUCAGGGAGAUGGUGGGAUGGGAAUAUUCGCUGCACAUGGCGCAGGAGCCUCAUCUGUUCGUGUUGCGGAAGCAGAAAAGGGACGGUCCAGAUCGCACCACGCCCGUGGCUGCAUACUACAUCCUGGAUGGGUCCAUCUACCAGGCCCCUUCACUGCAUGCCGUUAUUGGUUCUCGGAUCUGCCGUGCCCUGCAUCAUCUCCGGGCAGCCUUUUCUAUGACCCGGGCGGCUCUCGACAAUCCCGAAGCUGCCCGGCCAAAAGAAGCAGAGCGGUCAGAGUCGGAAGGGGCGUCAGUUGAAGCCCCUGACACGCCAGCAGCAUCAGAGGCAAAGCCAACCGCAGCAGACGUGAGGGAGAUGGCACGACUGGACCACGUGAUUAUGAACGUUGUCAGGAAGCUCACCCCAGCUCCACCUCCCCCAGAUAUCGCCUUGCCGGCACUGCCACAGCCAGCAGCAGCAGGUGAAGCAGCAACGGCAGAGGACAAGACGGGAGGGGCGGGUACCGCUGCUGCUAGUGCUGCUGCUGCUGCUGCUGCUGCUGCUGCUGCUAGUGCUGGAGGUGGUGCUGCUUCUGCUGCUGCCCCUGCAACUGGUGCUGGGGCGACUUCAGGGGCUGGGAAGAAAGCAGGGGCAGGUAAAGCGUCAACAGCAAGGAAGGCAGGGACAGCAAAGGCAAGAGCUGGGUCAGGUGCUAAGGCUGGUGCUGCAGGGAAGAGUGGUGGCGCUUCUGCCGGUGCUGGUGCUGGUGGUGUUGGUGCCAGUGGUGGUGGUGGUGCUGUUGCUGCUAGUGGAGGAGGGACCAAGACAACGAAAGCAGUGAAUCCGAAGCCCACACAAGAAGGGGAAGUACGGAAAGUGAAGAAGGCCAGAAAGGCUUAG